Molecule: messenger RNA, 1314 nt
Organism: Ceraceosorus guamensis
Lineage: Eukaryota; Fungi; Basidiomycota; Exobasidiomycetes; Ceraceosorales; Ceraceosoraceae
Product: Brix-domain-containing protein
Exons: 3
Coding region: 1-1314 (437 amino acids)
Biological process (GO): maturation of 5.8S rRNA; maturation of LSU-rRNA
Cellular component (GO): preribosome, large subunit precursor; nucleolus
Molecular function (GO): rRNA primary transcript binding
Source: RefSeq, a predicted model, not a curated record
AUGCCUGACACCGAGGCGCAGGAUCAAGCGGGUCCCUCUAAGCAAAUUCGCAUUCCCAACAAGCACAAGCGACAGGAAGUCUUUCGGCGACAGCAAAAGGAAAAGAAGAAGGAGAAGCUCGAGCGACGAAUUCGACUCAGAAAGGAGGAAAGGGGAGAAGAAGGAGCUUUGAAGAAGAAGGCUCGACUGGAGGCGAAUGUGCCGACGACGAUCGAGAGCACUCGACUGUACAAUCCCACCAUCAUCAAUGCGCCCAAUACGCACGCUGGUCCUGGUCCCUCGAACCGGCUCCCACAAUCCGACGCUGAACACAGCGACGCGGAGGCAGCGGCGGGCGAACGCGACGCAGAGGAAGGUGCAGAGCUGACGGGCAACGCGGAAUCAGAAUUCGAUCCGGAGGACGAUCCUCAUGCACCUCCUGCGCUGCUCAUUACCACUUCUCUAACCUCCAACAGCGUUACUCCACACCUCCGCUCCGCGAAAGCGCGCAGCAAAGUGAGCGAGAGGACGCAAAUGUUUAUCGACGAAUUGUUGAACGUCUUUCCAGGCGCCGAGUACAGGCAAAGGUCAAAAGCCAAAGGAGCGGGUCUGGGCAAGAUUGCAGGAUGGGCGAGGGGAAGGGGAUACGGUGGGAUGCUGGUGGUAGGCGAAGACAAGAAGGAGCCGGUCUCGAUCACUAUCAUCGGUUUGCCAGUUGGACCUACCGCUUUCUUCAGAUUGACGAGCAUCAGCAUGGGCCCGGAAAUCUACGGACAUGCGCGAUCCACUCCUCACACGCCCGAGCUGAUUCUCAACAACUUCACCACGACGCUGGGCCAUUCGGUCGGUAGACUGUUGCAGAGCCUUUUUCCCAGGGUGCCGGAAUUGGCGGGCAGACAAGUCGUCACGGCGCACAAUCAGCGCGAUUUCAUCUUUUUCAGGAGACAUCGGUACAUGUUCAAGAGCACGGACAAGACGGCGCUGCAGGAGAUCGGACCUAGGUUCACCAUAAAGUUGAGAAGUCUGAAGCAGGGCCUGCCAAAAGGCGCAGGCGCGUGGGAUGGCGAGGUGCAUUUCGAUGGCAAGGCAGAUGAAGCCACUGCAUCCACAUCGGCGGAGGAUGCCCUUGCGCAGAAUGAAGAGGCCUUGGGUGAAGCUCAAGCCCAGCGCGAAAUAGCCUCUGCCGAAGACGCACGCUCGAACAAGCGCAAAGCUUCCUUCACACAAGACGCCAAGGACGCACAGGCGACCCCUGCGGCGGUGGAGGACAACGAAGGCCUCGCUUUCGAAUGGCACCCUCGCAUGGGAGUCAACAGACGCAACUUUUACCUCUGA